UGAUUAUUUGCACAAGAAAUUCUGUAGACAUGAGUGGCCGUGGUAAAGGAGGCAAAGGCUUGGGGAAAGGAGGUGCUAAGCGUCACAGGAAGGUGUUGAGAGAUAACAUUCAGGGUAUUACUAAGCCUGCAAUUCGUCGUCUCGCUCGCCGAGGUGGUGUAAAACGUAUCUCUGGUUUGAUCUACGAAGAGACCCGUGGUGUAUUGAAGGUGUUCCUGGAGAAUGUCAUCCGUGAUGCCGUUACGUACACUGAACAUGCCAAGAGAAAGACUGUCACUGCUAUGGAUGUAGUCUAUGCACUGAAAAGGCAAGGAAGAACUCUAUAUGGUUUUGGUGGUUAAACACUUCAGUUCAGCCUACAGAUGCAACCGGCCCUUUUCAGGGCCACUAACAUUUUAACGUUUGUUUUCUCAAUCACCUAUGAUAUGUAUUUUGUGCUGCGAAUUGUACAUUUACUAGAUGUUUUUCCACUUGCUCGAAUCCGAAGUUCAAAAUUAAAAUGCCGAAUUUUAAAUCAGCAA
Octopus bimaculoides (California two-spot octopus) is the source of this 521-nucleotide messenger RNA. Its product is annotated as histone H4. The record is from RefSeq and is a predicted model, not a curated record. Gene Ontology annotation, cellular component: nucleosome. Lineage: Eukaryota; Metazoa; Mollusca; Cephalopoda; Octopoda; Octopodidae. Gene Ontology annotation, molecular function: DNA binding; structural constituent of chromatin; protein heterodimerization activity.